GGGCCUGCCCAAAGCUCGGUCCGACCCGGCCCGGUGCCGCCCCCGAGCGGCCGGGAGGAGGCGGCGGAUCCCCGUGCCGGUCUCGCCCCGUAGGGCCGGUGCAAUCACUGCCGUUACGGCCUCGGCCCUGCCCCGCUCCAUGGGGACUGAGGUGCCGCUGGGAGCCCGGGGCCGUGACUCAGGGCCCGUGUUCAGUGGGGUUGCUCCUGAAAUUAUCGAGGACACCCUGAUCCACUUGGCCACGGAGAACGAGCAGUACCUGAGCGAGCUGCCCGAGCAGGCCGGGUGCUUCAAAGAGACGCGGAUCGUGGAAUUUAUAUUCCUUUUGUCUGAAAAAUGGCACUUGGACCAGUCCACACGGUACCAGGCAGUGGAGUUACUUGAACGGUUCAUGAUCAAGCAGGUAGAGCAGAUGUGUGAUGACAGAGGGAGCACACAAGGCCAGAGGAGCAGCUGGAGCUCUGUCAGGGAUCAGAUCACCAACACCUUUGUCCUGAGACUCGUGUCCUGUGUUCAGCUUGCCAGCAAACUGUCUCUGCACUACAGUAGAGUGACCAGUGACACAGCUUUAACAUUUCUGCAAUCCAUAAAAUACUCCUGCACUAAACAGGAAUUGCUGGAGUCAGAGCUUGCUGUUUUAAACACUCUGCACUUCCGUAUCAGCGUUUCAACCCCCUUGGCCUACGUGGAAUUGCUCCUGGAGGUUCUAGGAUACAAUGGCUGCUUGCUUCCUGCCAAACCUUUACACCAGCUGUGUGUGCAGCUGCUGGACUUCUGCUACCUGACCAGAGAGACCAUCUAUGACACCCUGCUGAAGAUCGCCAUCGAGAACUCCACACCAAGCAAACUGCAGAUAGCCAAGUUUUUAACAGUGAAGGAAGAUUUCAUGCUCCUGGCUGUUGGAGUCAUCAGUACAGGUGUGUUCAUCCUGAGCUCCGGGCACUGGGAGCAGACUGUGGAGCAUUUAAACUGCAUCACUGGCAUUACUCCCCAGAGCAUCCUGGAGUUCUCCUACGCCGUGGUGAGGCGCAUCGUUGGCAGCACCACACCCGAGCAGCGCCGUGGCACCAAAUCUCCUCAGCACAGAAUUCCUCCUCAGAAAUAA
Messenger RNA from Camarhynchus parvulus, 1105 nucleotides. RefSeq names its product cyclin N-terminal domain containing 1 (gene CNTD1). Lineage: Eukaryota; Metazoa; Chordata; Aves; Passeriformes; Thraupidae. Gene Ontology annotation, biological process: reciprocal meiotic recombination. The record is from RefSeq and is a predicted model, not a curated record. The transcript is spliced from 7 exons. Bases 140 to 1105 code for a protein of 321 amino acids. Gene Ontology annotation, cellular component: site of double-strand break.